Molecule: messenger RNA, 3181 nt
Organism: Ectocarpus sp. CCAP 1310/34
Lineage: Eukaryota; Phaeophyceae; Ectocarpales; Ectocarpaceae
Source: the annotation of a GenBank genome assembly
UCUCUCUCGCGCGCGGCCUGCUCUCGCACCCACCCCAUAGCAAAAGAGAGAGAAGGGAAGCACACAGAUUGAAAGGGAGUGCUGCAGUUGUGUACUCCGCUCCUCUGGCUCAAAAAGGAAAGAUGGGGAAAGCGAGGAGACAAAAGAGUCACACCCAGGCCGCGAGAGCCGCAGCAGACGCCGGCACCGCCGUCGCGAAGCAGCAGCAGCAGCAGCAGCAGCAGCAGCAGCAGCAGCAGCCUCUCCAGAUGGAUGCCAAGGCAGGGGGUGUGCUCGACGGCCUGACGAGCCUCAACGCCCUCACGAGGGAGUCGUCCUGCGCCGCCAUCGCCUCCCUUUUCGAGAAGGUCGACGGCCCGGAAGCCGGGGGCGAAUCCUGGGCCGCAGCGCAGAGGCUGAUCGCGGGCGGGCUCGUGAAGAAACUGCUGCCGCGCAUGGUCGACCGCGUGCCUGGGGUCAAGCUACAGGCCAUCGGCGCCAUGAGAAAUAUCAGCGCCGUCCGCGACCCGCGCAUGUGCGAGGUCCUCGUGCAUGACGAUUGCUUGACGCCGGUGCUCACCCUGCUCGACCGGAUGUCGACGGCGGCCGCCGCCGUUGCCGGCACCGCCGCCUCCGCACCACCACCAGGGGCAAAUACACCGAAGACCGGCAACGGCAACACGCAACAGCAGCAGCAGCAGCAGCAGCAGCAGCAGCAACCCCAGCCGGCUCUGGUGAUGACCGCGGAGGAAGAAGCGGUCGUUGUUGCCCAGCUCGUGGCGACUCUGUGCAACUUGCUCGCGGCUGUUGAUGUCGCCGUCGGGAGGUUCACGCGACAGGGGGGUCUGCAGGUUGUCAUGCGGCUGCUGUUAGCGGAGGGUUGCCGGGGUAGCUCAGAGAUAUUCGGCGGCGCGCUGCAGGCUCUGCACGUAGCGACCGACUCCAACGAGGACCUCUCGCGCCAGCUGGCGGCCCAGCCGGGAGCCAUCGACCAGAUCUCGGCGCUCGUCCAGGGCGCGGACGUUGCCCACGUCAAGGUCUCCGCGUCGAUGCGAGUGCAGGCGGCCGGGGUGCUCGUCAACGUGGCGGGCCUGUCGUCGGGCGGCGAGGCGGCACGGAGCGCCGAAAACCAGGCGGAGCUAAUCCGGGUGGUCCUGCCGCUGCUCCUGAAGCAGAUGACCUACGACCCGACCGCGCUGCAGCAGGCGUGCGUCGCCCUGGCCCUCGAGAAGCAGCCGGCAACACCGGGACCGGCGGCGGGAAGCGCGGAGAGCAGCAUGGACGUGGACGGGGAGGCAGGAGCCGGCGCCGCCGCAGCAGCAGCCGGUGCGGCUUCCGCCGCUGCGCCAAUGCAGAUGGAAACAACUACGACCGGCGCUGCAGCGGGGGCAACAAAAGGUGGAGGACAGGAACUGGCUCAAGGGACGGAGUCCGAGAACGACGGAGCAGCAGGAAACGACUUGGAAGGCAGGGAGGAGAAGAAAGAAGGGGCGGUGGUGGACCAGCGGGACAGGGACAGGGACGCGCAGCUCCGCUGGGAGUGGAAGCUCGCCGUGGCGGAGCCGCUCAAGCUGACGGCAGAGGUCAUGACGAACCUCUGCGCCCUGGCGUCGGGGGACGGGGAAGAGGAGGAAGAGGACGAGGAGUGGGGCUCCGAUGACGAGGACGCAAUGGAGCAGGCCGCGUUCGGCGGUGCCGGGUGGCAGCAGCAGACGCGCGAGGGCACGCUCACCGCCGUUCUUCUCGAGGCCAUGGCGGAAGGCGGCGCGCUGCAGCGGACCCUCACGACCCUCCAGGCCCUCCUCGCCCCGACGCCGAGAGACCGGCAACGCCAGCAAUCAACGGUGGCGAUAAGCGGCGGCGGCGGCGGCGGUGGUGCGGCGGGAGAAGCGAUGACACCACCACCGGCGGCAACGGCCGAAGGAGCAGCAGCAGCAGCGGCGGCGAAUACGGAUGAUCGGCUUGCGCUUCCCGCGGGCGUGGCCGGUGACCUGGCGGACCUGCGCGCCACGGUGGCCCUGUGCGCGGCCAACCUCGUGCAGAACCUGCCGGCGAAGGCCCUCGGCGAGAACCCUCACGCGCUGUGGGCGGAGCUGUGCGGCAUGUGCGAGGCGGCGACGGAGCGAGCGCCGUCCUGCGUGGAAACCGUCACCGGCGUGAUGUGGGGGCUCGUGCGACGAGCCGGCCCCGUUGUCGCCGCCGGAGUCCGGGCGGCGACGGCGGCGGCAGCGGCGGCGGCAGCGGCCCCAGAAGCAGCAACACGGGCAGGAGGAGGACCCAAGCCUUCCGCGGACCCUCUACCCCUAAUCCUGCGUCUGUGCGACCCCGCGGUGACGCGUGCGUUCGAGGCGCGGGUGAACGCGGUGGGGAUGCUGGGGGCGCUGGGAUCGGCCGCGACGGGGGCGGCAGUAGCGGGAGAACGGACGGCGGCGGCGGGGGGCGCAGAUCUAGGGCUUGGUCGCGCUCUGGUGCAGGCGAUGGAGGACCCGCACGUGCUCGUGCAGGCCGAGGCCCUCAACGCCGUGAUGGACGUCUACGGAGAUGAUGGCCUGGACGCCGCCUUCCGUGCGUCGGGGGCGCCGGCGGCCCUGGCCGCGGGGGUGCCCGCGUUCCGGAGGAAGAUGAAGCAAGAGGGCAAGGCGCUGGGGAGGGACGCCAUGUGCCACCUGAAGGAGACCGCGCUCAACGCGGGCCGAUUCGUCAAGUACAAGCAGGCGUCGGAAGGGGCUUCCGCGGCGGGGGGCAAGAAGAGAGAUGGCCGAUGAUGAUGUUUUGUUUGUUUUGUUGUGCUGCGUAGUUGCACGCUCCUGCGGUGGCGUCUUUUAUUGUCUGGACGUGAAGGUUCGCCGAUUCUACACCACACCGUACUAGGCGCGCGACAUUGUCUGCUGUGUUGUGCGGUGGAGUGUGAGAUGCUUCUUGUAUGGUUUGAGUUUCGUGUCGGGACUUGAAAUGUCUUGUCGUCUGGGCUGUAGAUAUUAUAUGCAUCAGCGCUCUGGUUCUGGGUCCGGUACUCGUGUGCCCCAGUUCGGUUCAAGCCAAGAGUACAAUAAAAACCCUGGUUUUGCUGCCGUUGACGGAAGGAGAAUGCCUGUGGAAGCAUCGUGUGAACGGGCCACGGGCUUCUGCUUGCAGGCGCGGCAGGCGCGCUAGUUUUUGGCGCUAAAUGUUGUAAUUCUUCCAAGCAGAGAAGGUGGCCGGG